Messenger RNA from Cylicocyclus nassatus, 1129 nucleotides. Lineage: Eukaryota; Metazoa; Nematoda; Chromadorea; Rhabditida; Strongylidae. The record is from the annotation of a GenBank genome assembly.
GCCGAAAUUCCUAUUUGCACAAUUCAAGCAAAUUGCAAACCUCUAUUUUUUAGUCCUCUCCGUGAUUCAGUUCCUUCCCGGAUUGGCUCCGUUUGGUCGACAGGCAACCGUUGUCCCUCUAAUGUUUAUAAUCGGUUGUUCUGCUGUGAGAGAAAUUUAUGAAGAUUUGCGACGAAGGGUAAGAGACCGCAAAGUGAACUAUCAGAAAUGUUAUGCGCAUACCGAUAGCGGAUGGAGAGCUGUUCCUUGGUGUGAACUUCAUGUUGGUCAAAUGAUCAGAGCCGUGAACGGAGAACAGCUUGCUGCUGACUGUCUCAUUCUUGCAACCUCCGAACCAGGUUCAGUUGCUUAUGUUGAAACUGCGAACCUCGACGGCGAAAGCAAUUUGAAGGUUAGACAAGCAGCACCUACACGACUUCGUAACUGUGAAGAAAGUAUGAAUGAAUUCUGGACUAGCGAGACAGAAAUUGUCUACGACGCACCCAAUCGCAACAUUUAUGAAUUCCAAGGGUACUUGAUGGGCAAACCAGAUGUGCUUUCACCACCGGGGAGUGCCAGCUUCAGCAAUGACUUUAAUCCACCGCCAAAUAAUGGAGUGAGGAAAGAUUUGCCGACAACAAUUCCUCUCUCCAAUGCGCACAUAAUACUCAGAGGAGCUCGUCUAAAAAACACUGAUAAUAUCUAUGGUGUUGUCCUGUACACGGGAUCGGAUACUAAGCUGAUCAAAAACAGCAUUAAACGAGUUAUGAAGAGUUCGCUGCUCGCCAGUAUUUUGAAUUCAGUAAUGCUUACACAAUUUGGAAUGGUCUUGUUUUUAUGCUUGGCGCAUGCUCUUAUGGGACGCCUUUCUCAGCCAAUACCAUUUCUAGUAGCCACUGAGGCACCCGUGCGCGCAGUCAGGAAAUAACAGUGAUAAGACCUGUGUGCGAUCGAACCUUCCUGCAAUUUUUUCUGCUCAUUCCGCUGUGCUCAGACAAGACACGCACUAAAUCUACACACGGCUGCGCAAAGCGCGCCUCAUGCCUCAAUGCGAAUUUCUCCGGCGCGCAGGAUCUUCGCUAUUGGGGCACGCUAUGCAUUGUGGGCUUGACUAUACGCAAACGUAGAAUGCUGUCGAUAAUUUCUAAUG